Molecule: messenger RNA, 804 nt
Organism: Camellia sinensis
Lineage: Eukaryota; Viridiplantae; Streptophyta; Magnoliopsida; Ericales; Theaceae
Source: RefSeq, a predicted model, not a curated record
AUGGUUCUCAAUCACAAAAUAAUGAACACAGGAAUUCUUUGGACUGCUUGGCAACAGAAAAUCGGUGAUCUAAGCUUCGUGGCUGCAAAUAUUGUUUCCUCAAGCAUACAGCCGCUUCAGAAUAUAGGUGUACUGAAGUAUAUUGGGAAAAAAGUUCCUCCUGAUGAGAAGCUUGUUUGGGUUCAGUAUCAUAUUGGCAAAGGCUUUGCAGAUGUUGAUAGCAUGGACAAACAACAGAUUAGUGACCAAGUGUGCAAUUGGCAGAUUUCCCUAUGGAAGGCAAUGGAUAUGAAUUUGCUGGAAAGUUUGGUUACUUCGACAAGAGAUGUCAAUUCUGAUAAGAUGGUCUCAGACUUGCAACUGAAAGCUUCCAUACAUCACAACAUUCUUCUCCGUGUAGCGCAUUCUAUUGCUGAGGCCCAAUUAAUGGAUAAUGCAUCUUUUGUUCUCUUGGAUAAGACAUUUGAUGAGUUUGCUAGCCUUUGGAUGAAUAUGAAAGUUGAAGUAAAGACCAAAGAAGAUCAUGAAGCUCGACAAUUCAAGUUCAAGCCUCGUGCAUUUAAGAUAGAGAACAUAAUGGAAAUUGACAUAUCAACUCUUGGUGGUUCAUUAGAAAAUGAGAUACUUUCAGAAUGGCAGGAAUUGCUUUCUGAUGAAAAAGUUGCUGAAAAGAAAGCUGAAGAGGAAGAUGAUACUCUGGAGGAGGAAUGGAACUUAAUGAAGGGCUCCAUCUUGAACAAUAUGGUGCACAUUCACAAUCAACUAUUUGGGUCCAUGGAUCUUGUUGAAACAGAGAAUCAGUGA